Aspergillus campestris IBT 28561 is the source of this 1026-nucleotide messenger RNA. Its product is annotated as Got1 family protein. The transcript has 5 exons. Gene Ontology annotation, biological process: endoplasmic reticulum to Golgi vesicle-mediated transport; retrograde transport, endosome to Golgi. The record is from RefSeq and is a predicted model, not a curated record. Lineage: Eukaryota; Fungi; Ascomycota; Eurotiomycetes; Eurotiales; Aspergillaceae. Gene Ontology annotation, cellular component: Golgi cis cisterna; COPII-coated ER to Golgi transport vesicle; endoplasmic reticulum. Bases 275 to 694 code for a protein of 139 amino acids.
UUUGGGUGUUUUCGUGCUGUCUUUGUACUAUUUUGACAAGCCGUACUCCGCAGAAGAAGCUAGCGAUCUUUUGUUGAGCUUGCUAAUACGUCUGGUGCCAUUAUUGCGUGGUCCUCGUUGCAUGACACGUUCCCUAUUCAGAAGCCGCUACCUUUGAUCGUCGUUCGGCACAGCCUCGGAGCUACCACAGAUCUCUCGAGCCUCGACUCUGUUAACAUCUCAUCUGGAGACCUCAUUUCUGUCCUCGACGCAAAUAUCUUGAAACCACGCUACUAUGCCAACCAUGUGGUUAUCCGACAAUCAGAAGAUCGGUGUCAUCUUUUGCUCCGCGGGGGGUAUCUUCCUCUGCGGAGGAGUGGUGAUGUUCUUCGACCGGUCAAUGCUCGCAAUGGGAAACAUCCUCUUCCUCAUCGGCCUGACCCUCAUAAUCGGCGUCGAAAAGACCUUCGCCUUCUUUUCCCGCCGCCAGAAGCUCAAAGGCACAGCCGCCUUCGUCUUCGGAAUCCUCCUCAUCCUCUUCCGCUGGCCGCUCACGGGCUUCCUGAUCGAGCUGUACGGCCUGUUCAUCCUCUUCGGCGACUUCUUGACUACGAUCGGCCAGUUUGCGGGGAACAUCCCCGUUGUGGGGCCCUAUAUCCAGCGCACGUUGGAGAUCCUAGCUGGGGGGAGGAGUAACGCCGAGCUGCCUGUAUAGUUCUGGACUCUAUGUUAUUGUAUCUUCACUCCAGAUCUUAGGGUGUUUCUUUUUGGAACAUGGGAAUCAGCGAUGAGUUUAUGUGUGUAUAUGACUAUGCGAGCUUUGUUGUUAUAUGGUAGUUCUCGAUGGGAUGCACAUCCGGUCCUGAAUUGGCGAUCGAUUGAUUGAUUGGUUGGUUGGUUGGUUGCUUGCAUGGCCCGGUGUACGAUGGUGCGUGCAUUAGUUGCUCGUCUGAGCGUGAGACGGGACUGGGACGGGGUAAAAGUGGUAUAAUUUGCUUCCAGAUAUAGAAUUUGUAAUUACUAAUGAUCGUAUAUGUUUAUACGAAC